Molecule: messenger RNA, 315 nt
Organism: Acaromyces ingoldii
Lineage: Eukaryota; Fungi; Basidiomycota; Exobasidiomycetes; Exobasidiales; Cryptobasidiaceae
Product: Sm-like ribonucleo protein
Exons: 4
Coding region: 1-315 (104 amino acids)
Biological process (GO): mRNA splicing, via spliceosome
Cellular component (GO): U4/U6 x U5 tri-snRNP complex; Lsm1-7-Pat1 complex; U6 snRNP
Molecular function (GO): RNA binding
Source: RefSeq, a predicted model, not a curated record
AUGGCGGCACAAGCGCAAGGAAAGGAGGGCGUGCCUUCCUCAGCGGGACACGCAGCCGCAUCCAAGAUCCUCCCGCUGGAGCUCAUCGACCGGUGCAUUGGUUCGAGCAUCUGGGUCGUCAUGAAGACCAACCGCGAGUUCACGGGGACACUGCUUGGCUUUGACGACUUUGUCAACAUGGUGCUGGAGGACGUGACAGAAUACGAGACAACGCCAGAGGGCAAGCGCAAGAAGACGGCUCUCUCUCAGACACUCCUUAAUGGCAACAGCAUCUGUCUACUCAUUCCGGGAGGGCAAGGGCCAGAGGACGAGUAG